UUAUAUAUAUAAUAUGAUGCUCUGAUAAACAGCACAACUACGGCUUGUUUAUUUCCAUUAAAUUAACUCGUUCUUGAUAACAAUUAGAAUUCUGACACUAAUAGUCUUAUCAUGAAAGUUUGGAAUAAUCAUGAACGUUUCAUGUUAUGGUUACCCUGAUUGUAUCAUGUCCGCUUCCGGUUUUUAAGAUGCACCGUGAACUUCUCUUUCUUUUGCCCUUGACACUUUAAUACCAAUUGCAAAGUGUUCAACUGCUUUUGAUAUUUGGGACCGAAAUACACUGGUCAAAGUUUGAAUCUUAUUGAAAAUGAAGCUUUAUUUGAAUAAUCAAGAUGUAUAGAAUGUUCGCGAUCGCAUUGUUUUUUCAAACAACGUAUAUGGAAAACUGUUUUUUAUUUAAAAAUAUCUUGGGCCAAGUGCCAGAUGGGACCUAGCCUAGACAUCUAUCCUUGACAUUUGAUUGAAUAUUCUCUACUAUGUAGCCAGUGACAUCACAGUGUAUCAGCUGAAAGUUACUAUUAAUAAAAGCACUUUAAAAUACCAUAUAAUUUUUUCAUAAGAUAUCCACUUUAUAUUCUUGCACAAUCGAAUACAUUAAAAUGAAUAUCACAAUAUUAUAUGGUAGCGAAACUGGGAAUGCACAAGAUGUAGCUGAACAAAUUUGGAAAAGUGUCAAGAGGAAAGAGUUGAAAAGCACUGUUCAUGCAAUGAAUGACUAUGACAUUGAUAAUCUCAUUUUAGAAAAAAUAAUGAUUUUUGUAGUUUCUACAACAGGCCAAGGAGAUCCACCUGAUAAUAUGAGGGCAUUUUGGAGAUUCUUACUACGAAAAAAUUUGCCAAAAACAUUACUUGCUAAUUUGAAAUAUGGAGUGCUAGGUUUAGGGGACAGUUCAUACAAAAAAUUUAAUUUCGCAGCAAAAAAGUUGAAUAAAAGAUUAAUGCAAUUAGGUGCAAAAGAAUUGUUAUCUAUAGGAUUAGCAGAUGAUCAGCAUGAUUUAGGGAUGGAUGCUAUUGUUGAACCUUGGCAGCAGGAAUUAUGGCUAAAGAUUGCAGAAACAUUUAAUAUUUCUGUAACAGACCAUAUAGAUGAUCAAAAUAUACUAAUUGAAAGAUUUAAUGUUUCUGAGAUAGGUUUGAAUUCAAUGAAUAAUGAAUAUUGUUCAGAGACUGAUAUUUAUAUGAAAGAGGCACUUACAAAUAAUGAAAUGAGGAUAGGUACAGUAAUUGAAAAUAUGAGAACUACUGCAAAAGAUCAUUUUCAAGAUGUCAGAUUCAUCAAAAUUAAAUCAGAUGAUAAUAUUGAUUACAAUCCAGGGGAUAUAGUGUAUGUUCGACCCAAGAAUUCUAAGAAGCAAGUUGAAAGGUUCUUCAGUAUAUUAAAUGAUAAUAAUGUACAAAUGGAUCCAGAUAUGAUAAUUCAAGUAUCUGAAAAAGAAAUAAAAGUACCUACUGUUCUAAAACAAACUCUAACAUUGCGUCAAAUUGUAGAACAAUAUUGGGAUUUAAAUUUUAAACCAAGAAGAUCUACAAUGCAAGUAUUGUCUCAAAUUAGCAAAAAUGAAUUAGAGAAGGAGAAGCUGCAUGAAUUUACAACUGCAGGUGGCCAAGAAGAGCUAUAUAAUUACAUUAAUAGGCCAAGAAGAAAUAUUUUAGAAUUAUUAGCAGAUUUUCCUCAUACAACUAGUCAAUUAAAUACAAGACUACUAUUUGAGAUUAUGUCUCCUAUCAAACCUCGUGCCUUUAGCAUAGCUUCAAGUUUAAAGGUCACUGAAAAUGAGAUCCAUCUUUUAGUAGCUGUAGUAAAAUAUAAGACAAAAUUGUUAGAACCAAGAUACGGAUUGUGUUCCAAUUGGUUAGCAAAUUUAGUAGCAGAAGAUAAAAUAAUUUUUUGGAUACGAAAAGGAACAUUUAAGUUUGAAUACAGCAAACCUAUGAUAUUUAUUGGACCUGGAACAGGAGUUGCACCAUUUCGUUCAGUUUUACUAGAUAAAUGUACACUGGACGAGGAUUUAAGUAAUUGCAUUCUAUUUUUUGGUUGCAGAAACAAAGAGAAAGAUUACCAUUGUAAAAACGAUUUUGAACAUUUGUCACAAGAAAACCAUUUAAAAUUAUUUUGUGCAUUUUCUAGAGACCAGGACCAUAAAAUAUACGUACAGCAUCUCAUACAUGAACAAAAACAGUUAUGCUGGGAAUUUCUUACCAAAGAUGGUAAUAUUUAUUUAGCAGAUUGCAUUAGUACUUCUUAUGAUACUUUUAAAAUUCACGUUCAAACCGGUACUGAACCUGUACGUCUUUCCCCUGGUUGGGAAGGAACAGGUAGACCUGAUGAUGAAUUGAAUUUUAAAGGAGUUACAAUGGAUCAAGCGGAUCUUGAAUUAAAUCCGGCUAAAGAUAGAUUAAACAUAGUAUUCUGUAUAAUGGUACUUCAUGGAAUUGGUAUGUUGAUGCCAUGGAAUAUGUUCAUAACUGCAAAACAUUAUUUUGUUAAUUAUAAAUUAUCAAAGGAAUAUACAGGGAUGAAAACAGAUUAUGCUACAAAUUUUCUCCCAUACUUAGAAUUUGCAGCACAAACACCAAAUUUACUCUUCAAUUGGUUAAAUGUAUUUAUACAACUUGGUGGCAACUUGACAACACGUAUAGUAUGGGGUAUCUUCAUACAGGUUUUAAUAUUUGUAUGUACAGUUAUUUUGGCAAUGACUAAUAGUUCUGGUUGGCCGGGUGUUUUUUUCUGGAUCACCAUAUUGUCUGUUAUUAUAUUAAACAUUGCUAAUGGAAUUUACCAAAAUUCUGUGUUUGGUAUGGUCGCAAAGUUACCUGGAAGGUACACAGGAGCUGUUAUCUUAGGCACGAAUAUAAGCGGAACAUUUACAGCCAUAAUUAAUUUUCUUGCUCAAUAUAUGGCACCAAAUACUCGGACUGCAGCGAUAUAUUAUUUCAUAACAGCUCUGUUUGUUCUUCUUGCAUGUUUUGACACUUAUUUCGCUCUACCGAUAAAUAGAUUUUAUCGGUACAGUGAAUUGUUAUAUCAGAAGGGAGUAAAUAAGAGACAAUUGGAAAAUAAUGCAAGAGGCAACACUGACAGGCCACCGUAUUGGAAAAUAUUUAAACAAUGUUUUCCCCAGUGUUUUAACACAUUUUUUGUAUUUUUCGUGACCCUUUCUUUGUUUCCUGCUGUUCAAUCUGAUAUACGGCGCUCGGAUCCCAACUUCAUAGUUCCACUAGAUUAUUACGUUAAUGUUAUGUGUUUCCUCACAUUUAAUAUUACUGCUCUAAUUGGCAGUUCUUUAGCACCGUUAAUUCAGUGGCCUAGUGAAAAGUACUUGAUGAUCCCAGUUGUUUUACGCGUUUUGUACAUACCAUUAUUUUUAUUAUGUAAUUAUCAACCAAGUUCUGAUAUUGAAAGAGUGUUACCAGUGUACAUUAAUAAUGACUGGGUUUACUUCGUGAUAGCUGUUACUAUGGGUCUAAGCAGCGGUUAUUUUUCAUCGUUAUCUAUGAUGUAUGGUCCUAGAAUGGUUGAUUCUCAAUACACAGCAACAGCUGGUAUGUUUGGAGCAGCAUCAUUGAUUACAGGAAUUUGUGCUGGAAUAUUGUUUUCUAUGAUUAUGCCCAGCUUGGUACAAAAUUUAUCGUUUGGAUUAGCUUAAUAUAUAUAAUGUUGAA
This is a messenger RNA of Megachile rotundata (alfalfa leafcutting bee), 3663 nucleotides long. RefSeq names its product NADPH-dependent diflavin oxidoreductase 1. Gene Ontology annotation, molecular function: flavin adenine dinucleotide binding; nucleoside transmembrane transporter activity; NADPH-hemoprotein reductase activity. Gene Ontology annotation, cellular component: cytosol; plasma membrane. Lineage: Eukaryota; Metazoa; Arthropoda; Insecta; Hymenoptera; Megachilidae. The record is from RefSeq and is a predicted model, not a curated record. Gene Ontology annotation, biological process: nucleoside transmembrane transport.